AUGUCAAAUCCAAUACCUAUCGAAUUUAAUUCUGAUGUUGAUGAAUUAAGAAAUUGCUUCCCCUCAAAUACUGGAUCAACUGCUACUUAAAGUCUAUUUGACAAUUCCAAUAUAGAUAAAAUAUUAUCUUCUGAAUAAUUUGACGAUUAAUUGGAUUAAGUAGGUAAUGUUUUUCAAAUAAUUAAAGAUCAUGAAUUCGAUUAACUCAAUUAAUAGAUGAAGAAUGUAUUACUAAAUGAUAAUUUCAAACCAUCCCUAAUUUCUGCUUUUUAAGCUGAUAUGUAAAAUUAAACGAUUUCAUUUUAAGGUCAUCUUAUAUUACACAUGAAAAAUUAACUAAAAAUUCAAGACGUAUGCAAUAUGAAUAUGAAAAUGCCAAACCUAAGGAAAGAGAAUAUGUUUUUAUGACCUUUAUAAAAAAUAACAUAAUCAACUUAAGUUUAGACAAGUAUAUGCACUAUAUAUUGGAAAAAAUUAUUGAAGUUGGUAAGAGUGACAUAAUUUAUAUAGGUCCUCCUUUGUAUAGAAAUAUUAUUUUAGAUCAAAUUUUCAAUAGAAUUAAUAAGCUUAUUACUGAUCUCUAUGCAUGUAAGGUGAUGUAGAAAGGAUUAGAAAUUAUGGCUUAAUACCCUUAAGAUUCAUAAACUUAAUUUUAGAGAUAUGCUAAUUUUAUAUUAGAAGAUAACAAUAUAAAAUUGUAUACAGACAAAAUUGCCAAUUAAAUCUUCCAAAAAUGUUUAGAAGUUUUUGAUGGCAAAAAUUUACAUAAUCUUUUACUUAUUUUGGAUAAAUAUGUAAUAUCUUUAAUUAAAUUUUUUAGAUUUUAAAUUAACAGUAAAUUGAACUUUCUACAGAUUAAUAUGGAUGUCUUAUAGUAAAUAAAAUAAUUGAUAUAUUGCCAAAAUAAAUUGAUUAAAAUUCCAAAUAAGUUGCAAAUGAUAUAAUCAUGAGAGUUAUAGAGAAUUCUUCAUGUUUAAUAAGAAGAUAAUACUCAAAUUAUAUAAUCUAAUAAAUUUUAGAGAGAGGAUAAGAAUCCCAUAAAACAUUACUAUUAGAUAAAUAUCUUAUCAAAGACUUUGUAUAGAUGUCUGUAGAUAAAUAUGGAAGCAAUGUUGCUGAAAAGGCAAUCAUUUACUCAGGACCUAAAUGGAGAUAAAAACUUUGGGAAGAAGAAGUGUCAGUCUCCGAAGAGUAAAUCCAAUCCAUUAAAUUAGGUCUUUUCGUAAAUUAGUAAAUGAUUAGUUUGCCAAUUAUCCUAUAUAAAGAUUGUAUGAAUAUUUAACUUAAGAAUAUCGAGCUGAAUUUUUAGAAUAUCUUUCAAAAUUACAUGAAAGCAACUUCUUGAAUCAUCAUGGCCAAAUUGUUUGGAAAUUUGCCAUAGUAAAUUUUAAUAUAAAACGAUUUACUUAAAAAGUAAAUUCCAAUUUAAAUUUAUAAAUCACUUCCUGUUAAGAUAAGAAUAAAUAAAUUUCAUAAUAAUAAGUAAAUUAACAAUUUAUUAAUAAUAAUCAGUAUAAAUAAUAUCAAUAAUUUAUAUAACAAUAAUAUUAAUAGUAAUAUUAAUAACCAUUGUAAAAUUAUUGGAUUUAAUAAUAAAACCCAUAAUAAUAAACUUAUGAUUAUUAAUAAUAUCAAGCAUUUUUAAUGUAAAAUACAAUGAUGUUCUAUUAGUAACAACAAAUGUAUCCAUUAUCUUAAUAAUUUUAUCAAAAUUAUUAAAAUGAAUAAUAAAAUAAUGCUUAAAUUAUGUAGACAUUAAAGAUGGUAUAACACCAAUCUGACUGA
Paramecium primaurelia is the source of this 1785-nucleotide messenger RNA. The record is from the annotation of a GenBank genome assembly. NCBI's taxonomy places the organism in Eukaryota, Ciliophora, Oligohymenophorea, Peniculida, Parameciidae.